Pocillopora verrucosa is the source of this 2173-nucleotide messenger RNA. RefSeq names its product guanylate-binding protein 7-like. NCBI's taxonomy places the organism in Eukaryota, Metazoa, Cnidaria, Anthozoa, Scleractinia, Pocilloporidae. The record is from RefSeq and is a predicted model, not a curated record. Gene Ontology annotation, molecular function: GTPase activity; GTP binding.
AGUGUACAGUACAAUCUCUGUUUAGAAGGCGAGAUUGUUGAAAACUCACGCUGAUCAGAAAGGGUAACUUAAGAGAGACAAAUUCAAGGCAUCUACAGUGCACGAAGCUAUUAAAAUGCCCGACUUGAGUUAAUGAGAGAAUGGCAACCGUCAAAGAGGAUUUGAAUAGAUCAGUCAACCUCUGGAAUAAUCUGCCGAUUAUAUUUGACACCUCCAUGUUACGGUCGUUAUUGCAAUAGAAGUUUAAAGUCCACCUUCUUUUAAAACCACAAUGUCUGAACAACGUGCAGUUCCCCUUUGUCUUCCAAACAACUGCAAAUGGGACGCACAGACAGGGGAGUACAGCAAGAGCGCUGGCCCCAGAGAAAGCCUUUGUGUUAUUGACGCAGCCAUAGAGAGGCUCAAGAGCAUCAAAGGUCCAGUAUGCGUGGUUUCCAUCGCUGGUCCUUGUCGCAAAGGAAAAUCGUACAUCUUGAGUAAAUCAUUCGAUCAGGGAGAAGUGUUUCCUCUUGGACAUUUUCUGGAUCCGGAAACCAUGGGAAUCUGGAUGUGGAUUGUUCCAGAUAAGUUUAAGGACUCCAAUGGAAAGGAGUUCACAGUGGUUUUGCUUGACUCUGAAGGCAUAGACGCCGUGUCAAGUGAUGGAUCGGACGAUCACUGUAUUUUUACACUGACCAUCCUUCUGGCUUCGGUACUGAUUUACAACUCUGCUGGUGUACCGACCAGAACUGAUCUUGACGGACUAGACUUCUUCGUGAAACUUUCUCAGCGAAUUCAGCUUCGUUCGUCAGCACAAAUAAGUGAUCCACUUGGUGGAGAAAGUCUGCAAGCUGAUGCAAAUCAAUUUCAUAAAACAUUUCCCUUCUUCGUCUGGCUGUUAAGAGAUGUUGUGGUGUCUCUUCCAAAGGACUGUCACAGCAUCAAGGAUUACUUCCUGACAAGGGUUUUCUUGUCCGAUCCAACUUCAAAAGACGACCAAUCAAAUCAAGUGGCAGAGAGUAUCUUGAACUUCUUUCCUGGGUUUGACGCUUUCAAGCUUCCUCCGCCUUCAUCAGACCCGGAAGUGGUGUUGAACCUUAACAGAGACGAGGUGCAGCAAGACGUGAACAAGUCAUUUGUCCGAGGAGUUCAGGAGUUCAAUGCACUACUUAGGUCUAAGCUAUCACCUAAGCGUAGUUUUAACGAUGGAGAAUACGUAACUGGUGAAGCUCUGGCAGCUCUCGUUAAUAUUUACGUUUCUGCCUUGAACACUCCUGGCACAGUACCCAGUGUGCAGAGUGCGUGGGAGACCUUUGUGCACACUAAGUGCACUGAGGCGAAAUUUGCCGCCUUAAAGGUGUAUGAAAGUGUAAUGACGUCAGAGCUGGAUGGUUUACUGCCUUGGGACAGCGAUAACAUUCGUCAGGUUCAGGAAAGAGCUAUUGGAGAAAGCAUGAGGAUUUUUCAGGAAGAAACUGUUGGAGUUUCCGCCCCGAGUAGCGAGAAGUAUUUGGAUGAGCUCAUGGUACGACUGCAACUGAGGGCCUUGAAAAAAGAACACUUGGACCCCAUUCUGAGGGAGGUAAGCGGCAAGGAUGGAGCAUCAGUGAGCUUUGCUCGGAUCAUUGGUGGCUACUCAGCAAUUGAACAGGGAUUUAAACGUGACGCAAAGGGAGCCAAGGACAUUUGCGCUCAAGUGUUUUACGAGUUUCAUCCGGAAAUGCAGGCAGAGAUGAAGAAACACACGGCGUAUCUACAACAGCUGAAAGACUUCGACGAGUCUUUGGCUUUCGAAAGACAAGAAAAGGCUCGUCAGGAGCAGGAGAGACAACGAAUAGAGGAAGAGAAUGCUCGGUUGGAAGAGGAGAGGCGUGCAAAAGAAAAAGAGAUGGAAAUUCUGAAAGCUAAGCAAGAGGAAGACAGGAAACGCUUGGAAGAGCAGUUUAAAGCAGACAUGGAAGCCCAAAGGGAGCAAAUGCACAAUAUAUUGACAGCAAACAUGGAGGAGCUGCGAAAGGAUCGAGAGGCAAUUGUCCAGCAGAAUCAAACCUUAAAGGAGUCAAUGGAGCAGAUGCGGCAGUCAAUGGAAAAAAAAAAUGAACAAAUUGUCGAGCUUCAGAAGCAAAUUGUUGCUCUCGCAAACAGACCACCUCCUCUGAAUCGUAGACAAAGAAGGCGAGGAAGGAGGAGAUGA